AUGGAAGGGCCAAGCGAUUCAAAAGAACCGACGUUAUUAUUUAUGGAUCGGCUCUCCCUUAAGGGGAACAUUGUCGAAGUGUAUGAUAGAUUCGUGCGCGAGGGUAAAUUCACCAUUCGUUUGGCUGAACCUGCUCAAGAUGUCCUCUUUUGCAAGGUUAGACCGGACUUGGCUCAAAAACUAUGUCAUUUUCUUCGCGACAUGAAGAAUGGACAAAAAGUUGACGUAAGGGCCUUGUUAGGAUUGGGUGGUGGGCUCUCCAGGGCGCCCGAUGUCGGCAAACUUGUAAUUGAGCAGUGGAGAGAUUAUCCCUUGGGGAAACCGUUUCCACCUCACCUUGAGAGUCUGCAUAUAGUAAACAUAAAGCUCAAGAGCUUUGAUAGUCGUAUUUUGCAAUUGGCAAAUCUAUCCAUGCUAAGUGUGGAGAAGACCCGAAUAUCAUCAGUUCCCAAGAGUGUGGAGUGUUUGCGUCUGACCCGUCUCUGUCUGAAGUCAAAUGAGAUGGAGACUUGGCCGAGUGUUUCGAGGGACUCUGCUUUAGCCAGCAGUCUUCUUUACUUGAACUUGUCGGAGAACAGGCUUGCUUGGCUCCCGGAGGACUUUUGGAAUCUGGAGAAUCUGGAAAGUCUGCUUAUAACAGACAAUCGCCUAGGUGCAUUGCCAGCGGCCAACUUGCACAGCUUGAAAAAACUUAGGAAUCUUCAAUUGAGAAAUAAUAAACUGCGCUGCCUACCCUAUGCUAUCUCCCAAUUUUGGAAGCUGGAGACAGUGAGUCUUUCCGACAAUCCGUGGAUUGCAUCUUUCCCUCCGAAGGUGUGUGAUGAGAGUCCCAAAAGUCUCUUCCACUUUGCGUCUGCAGCAUUUCUGCAGAAUUAUGGACAUUUACUGCCGGCGUUGGAGUUGCAGUUGCCGCGGGAUGUGGAGUUGCAAUUGCAGGUGCUGCGUCGCUGCUUCCGGUGUCAUCGCGUUUGUGGUGUGGAGGCAGUUUGGUACGUUGAGCACUUUGAUGUGAAGUGUAUCGAGUGCAUCUAUUCCUGCUCAUCGGUCACGAGGCGUGAGAUGAAACCUGUCUGCAUUCGCUACUGUUGCUCAUCCCACUGUUGCGCUCGAAUACGAGCGUUUGAUCACUUGGUCUAG
Molecule: messenger RNA, 1137 nt
Organism: Echinococcus granulosus
Lineage: Eukaryota; Metazoa; Platyhelminthes; Cestoda; Cyclophyllidea; Taeniidae
Product: Peptidylprolyl isomerase-like protein
Exons: 6
Coding region: 1-1137 (378 amino acids)
Molecular function (GO): protein binding
Source: RefSeq, a predicted model, not a curated record